AUGUCUCUAACGGACUACGAAGCAGAGCUGGAGGCGUUCAUAGCGCGCCAAAGGCAAUUAAUAGAACAAGAAAAGCAGCGAUUUGUGGAGCUAGAAACGAGUCAGCAAGAUCUGGAAGUUCCAAAAGCGCCGGAACACCCGGAAGAGCCGCUAGUUGAACCAGAAUCACCGGAAAGACGUGUUGAGUACGAUAAACUAUCUAAAGAGAUGGCAAACCGCGAGAUCAGUGUUAAAAGUACCCCGGAAGAACCGGUGCUAAGCACUCCGAAAGGAACGGGUUCAGAAAAUAAGACUAACAAACCCCAUCCGGAUCCGGAAACCGAGUUGGUAACGCGUUCGAGACAGAAAGAAAGUCCCAAGAGAUCCGCUCCAUCCAUCGACGAUUCUUCUCCAGCUGGUCCAUCGCAGGCAAAACAAUCGUCGUCGCAACAGGAUGCCAUGGAACAGUGGGUGUCGGACACGUUCUUUUCGUACUUUCCGAGCUUCAACAAAAAGCAAAAGGAGCAGAAAGGGGCCCUGUCCCGCAAGCGCCAAGAGGAGUAUCAAGAGUAUUUGAAAAAUGUAAAUUUCAUUGCUAAUGCGAUACCGGAGGUCACAACGAAACACCAGGAGUACAUCAAAAAGUACGGCAAAGGGACCAAAGGAACACCCGGUGAAGGCGAAAAGACCGGCAACGACAAGAGUCCGCAAACGCCGAAGGCCGGUGGUGGUGGUGGUGGCGGUGGUGGUAUGGGCAACACCGGAACGGCCCAGCAACCGCAAGUUCGCUUUGGCAAGUCACUGGUGGCGGAAGGAAACACGAGCUUCCGCAAAGGUAGCCCGCGUGAACAGUUGAUCCACGAUUUAGCCCAUACUGAUCUGCCUACCAUUCUUAACACAGACACUAUCGAUCGCAGGAAUAGGAUGUUGGCUGAAGAAGAGAGUCGGCGUAAGAUGGAAUACCAGCGGGAGCUGAUCAAACAAAUCGAAGAAAAACGAAAAGAGGUCGAACGGAUGCGUGAGAAGGAAAAGCUUGAGGAGGAAAUGCUGACCAGCCGAUUGGAACAACAGCUCAAGACGAUGCAGCUGGAGGAGCAACUGGAACAUGAACGAUUGCGCAGCGAAAAGAUACGCAUCGCCAACGAGCAGAACCACAUCCGCCGGUUGCAGCUACUGGCCAACCUCGAAAACGACCAUAAGGUGUUCAAUCCUUACGAUGGCCAACGGAAGGCAUUGUCGGAUAAUGGUGGCAAACCGACGGCCAGCAACGCUACGAAAGCUACCCUGGCACCACCGAAUGCGUUCUCCUCCGGUGACGAGCGUACGAAGGGGUACCGAUACUUUAGUACUUCGGCACCGGACGAGAAGCAUGCUUACGUCGCUCCGUCACCCGCGCUCUCGUCGGAGCACGAUUACGAUUCUUCCAGUGAAACCACCGCCAUCGGCUAUCCACCGCUUCCUAUCGAUCACCACCAUCAUCGGUAUCAGUACAGCAAGAACUGCCGAGGUGAAGUUGAACGUUCCUUUCUUCCACUAACACCCGGUGCGAAAAACAACAACAAUCGCCGGAAGCACACGUGUACCAAGUGUGUUUGCAAACGCACCGGUAUGAUGGCACCGAUACCGGGUCAAGUACCGAUAGCGAAGGAUCAACGACGAUGUGCCCGGUGUGAACGGUUGAUCAAACGAUCGUUACUGUACGGUGGCAGGGUAGCAACGCUUUGUGCCGUUUGUCAGCUGGCCACGGAUGCCCGACGAACCACGACAACGCGGCAUGAGUACGGUGGUGCCUCCGUGCACCCGACGUUCGAUACGGACGAUUUCGUGGAGGACAGUGAGGCGGUGAAUGAGCGCGAAACGAACGCCGGAUCUCCCGUGAAUCCUUACAAAAUAAUCGACGUACAGUAUCACGAGAGCGAAGACGAACGGGGUGAGCUGGGCAUACUGAAUCCGGUGAUUGUGAAGAAAAACUACCGUCGACCACCGUACUCGAUGAACAUCCCGGAAACCUCACUCUUCCACCCGAGCAAAAGCGCACCGGAACCGGUCGUCUCCGUGAACGUACGUAAUGGGGAAGUGUUUGUUGAAAAUAAGCUUUCGCGGUCACGUCCCGCGAGUCCACCGGUACCGGCCGUGAAGUCGCAACAACAGCAGCAGCAGCAGAAUAAUGACCAUCAUCGUCGCGACCACCAUCGGGAUGAUGAAAGCUCCGAAGCCAUAGGCAAUGAUCUGGUAGAUGAGCGGAUUUCAAAGUACGUGCGGAACUACAACACGCUUUGGAUGAAGCGUAGUAAUGCUAGGACACAGAAUGGACACGUUACGACGUCGCAUUCGCCUAACCGUCGGCCACAUCAGCCGGCGCACACCACCUACGAGCAGCAGCAUAGCUCGAAGGGCGGUACCCCUUCCAGGUCGGCGCUACCAUCGCUUUCGCCACCGAAAGUGUACGUCAGCGAUCGGCCGGAAAAGUUAAAAAGCGACGGACUGAAGUUGGUAGAGAAGAAGUGGGAUGUACCGGCAGUAGAACGGACAAAGGUGCACACCAAGGGCUCCACGCGGGUGCUUACGCAGCUCGGUACGAUUCGGAAGCAGCUACAGCUGGAGCAGCUGCAGAUGGAUGAUGGACAAUCGUCGUGUGCGGAUAACUUCUAGGACCAGUGUUGAGCAACACCUCCAUUGACCAUUUUUACCUUUUUGUACAACGAAGCGAUUAGUGAUGAUCCACACGCCGUAUGCACUCCAGGAACAGGCUUCCAAAAAUGAGCAACAGAUUAAAACGAGCCUGGCUCAAAGCCGAGCUUUUGAAGAAUUCACCCUUUUUGUAGAAAUUAUGAAUAAUCAAAACCCC
Messenger RNA from Anopheles darlingi, 2827 nucleotides. RefSeq lists its product as uncharacterized. The transcript is spliced from 6 exons. The record is from RefSeq and is a predicted model, not a curated record. Lineage: Eukaryota; Metazoa; Arthropoda; Insecta; Diptera; Culicidae. Bases 1 to 2631 code for a protein of 876 amino acids.